Messenger RNA from Eurypyga helias (sunbittern), 844 nucleotides. RefSeq names its product methylthioadenosine phosphorylase (gene MTAP). Lineage: Eukaryota; Metazoa; Chordata; Aves; Eurypygiformes; Eurypygidae. Gene Ontology annotation, cellular component: cytosol. The annotation marks the transcript as partial. The transcript has 7 exons. The record is from RefSeq and is a predicted model, not a curated record. Gene Ontology annotation, molecular function: S-methyl-5-thioadenosine phosphorylase activity. Gene Ontology annotation, biological process: nucleoside metabolic process.
AUCGGAAUUAUUGGUGGAACUGGCCUGGAUGAUCCUGAUAUUUUAGAAGGAAGAACCGAAAAAUAUGUUGAUACUCCUUAUGGCAAGCCAUCGGAUGCUUUGAUAUUGGGAAAGAUAAAAAAUGUGGACUGUGUGCUGUUGGCAAGACAUGGAAGGCAUCACACAGUUAUGCCAUCGAAUGUCAAUUACCGUGCCAAUAUCUGGGCACUGAAAGAGGAGAACUGUUCACACGUGUUAGUGACUACUGCCUGUGGUUCCUUACGAGAGGAAAUACAGCCUGGUGAUCUUGUCAUAAUUGACCAGUUCAUUGACAGGACAACUAGGAGACACUGUACUUUAUACGAUGGGCAGCAUUCCACUCUUCCAGGAGUAUGCCAUAUUCCAAUGGCAGAGCCAUUCUGCACCAAAACCAGAGGGGUUCUUACUGAGACUGCGAAGAAGCUUGGGCUCCAGUGUCAUUCCAAGGGAACAAUGAUCACGAUCGAAGGCCCACGCUUCAGUUCUCGGGCAGAAAGCUUGAUGUUUCGCAGCUGGGGAGCUGAUGUUAUCAACAUGACCACAGUGCCUGAAGUGAUUCUUGCAAAAGAAGCUGGAAUGUGUUAUGCUAGUAUUGCCAUGGCAACAGAUUAUGACUGUUGGAAGGAACAUGAAGAAGCAGUUUCAGUGGAUAAAGUUUUAAAGACACUGAAAGGGAAUGCAAAUAAGGCUACUAGCAUACUCCUUACUGCUAUACCUCAGAUUGGUGCCAUGGAAUGGACUGACACCCUGCACACCCUGAAGACGACAGUGCAGUGUUCAGUCAUUCUGCCAAAGCAGUAAAAACCUGGAUGGACCUCGAAGUUCG